AUGGUUCGGUUAGGGGCCAGGUAAAAUUCCUCUUGAAUGCCAGGUGAAAUGUCAGUCAAUGCACCCACGUGAUUCGUUGCGAGUCAAGCCGGCCGUGUGUUUGCCGGUACACGGCGCGAUAUUAAAAAGCUGUCGCGCCAUUCUCGUGCCAGCUUACACCGAUUAAACCGCGGCCGCGCAAUAUUUAAUCGUGGAAACGUUCGUCGAUAUAUACAUAUUGUAAUUUACCGUUGAAAUUCUGAUUUAUCGAGUUAACGUUCGAGUCACCUCCUUUGCAUCGACUAUUUCGUGAAGUAGCAACGAUUGUUUCUUCGCUUUUCGUACCGUGACGAUUGCUCGACUUUUUCCUCUCCUUACGGCCCUUGCACUUACAAUGCAUACAUUGUGAUUCUGGGAAACAAUAUCGAAGGUAUUUUGUUUUUAUUUUUUUGCUUUCUUUAAUUGAGCGAGGUAUGUUUGAAGAUGAAAGUAUAUUUGAAGAUAUUCUCGGAAGAUCGAUAACGCGUUUAAUUGAAAGUCUUUAGUGAAUUUGAUUGUUUCAUAGCAAUAUUGGAUGAAAGACCCAAUUAGAUUAGAUUAGACAGGUCACAAGAUUCUCAGAACAUCUUCAUUCACUAACUAGAAAAAGUAUACUAAUGUAUCGAUUAUUUUUAACAACUUUGUAUUAUUUUAAACUAAGAAUUUUAUUUAUAGGUAUCAAGUUAUAAUAAAAAUCUCUCCCAUUCAAAUUCUCUCAUCACUUGUAUGUUUGUAUCAUUUUAUCGUAUCAUUUUUAUCUACCGCAAGAGGCAGAAGAACGCACGGUAAAAAAUUCGGUUUUUAGCGUUCCACUUUCUCGGCCGCCGUAUAUAGAACGUCUGAUAAACCUUUUCUCUUAAAUUAAGGAUGCGUGUUGAGUUUAAGUCAGUCAUGAUUCCUCGCGCGACUUUCGAAGCGUGUACCGUGAUCUUUCCCUCCAGUGUUUAUUUUGCAUGCAGCGUGACAUGGAGACGACGGGCGAGUGGUUCUGUGAUCCAUACAUCCUUGGAUACGACGAGGCUUGCAUCAAUCUACGCACAGAAAUUUCGAAUGUCUGGUUUUACCUGCUUUCCGCAGAUUGCGCGCUGUGUCCAUACAGUAGGCUCAACCAGAUCGUAAUAAAUCAGAGUGUUCCCGUGACGAUCGAUACCGUCAGAUCCUCGAGCAUCAGAAUCGUGGAUGCCGAGGAUCCUAGCGAAUUUAUAUCCGCUAAAAAUACCAGAGCUCUUUGUCAUUUUUGGUGUACUGAUACUCGUUUUAUUCGGCCUGUCCGGCUUGAAAUCGUUGUGGCACGUGUGCAGGGAGAAAUAUGUGAAAAACAGAGAGGACGAUGCUACGUUGAGACAAACGGCGAAACGUCGAGUGAAGGCGAUCGAUACGGUUCGAGGCGCGUGCACAUUGUUGAUGAUAUUCGUGAACAAUGGAUCGGGCGGUUAUAAGACUCUCGGCCAUGCGACUUGGAACGGAUUACUUCCGGGGGAUUUGUUGUUCCCUUGCUUCAUAUGGAUCAUGGGGAUGUGUAUCCCCAUAGCGAUGUCCAGUCAGAUGAAACGCCUGGCAUCAAAAGGCACGAUACUGUAUGGGAUCAUUAAGAGGAGUAUCCUUUUGUUCCUAAUUGGAAUAUCUGUUAACACUAUGAGCAGCGGUCCUCAACUGGAAACCAUUCGUAUAUUCGGUGUUCUCCAACGAUUUGGUAUAACUUAUUUCGUUGUCGCCCUGUUAUACUUCCUUUUCAUGUCGAGGAAAUCAAGCAAGGUACAAUCUCCAAUGUUACGAGAAGUGCAAGAUUUUCUUCUACUUCUUCCUCAAUGGUGCGUGAUGCUCGUGAUAGUGGCCGUUCAUUGUGUCGUUACAUUCUGCUUGCACGUUCCAGGAUGUCCCACUGGAUACCUUGGGCCUGGUGGUCUUCACGACGACGCGAAAUACUUUGACUGCGUGGGCGGUGCAGCAGGCUAUAUUGACAGAGUGAUACUCACAGAAGCUCAUCUGCACUAUUCAGCUACGGUAUAUAAAUCUGGACCGUACGAUCCAGAAGGGAUUUUAGGUACUCUCACCACGGCGUUCCAAGUUUUUCUUGGCCUCCACGCCGGCAUAAUCAUGAUGACUUACAAGGACUGGAAAGAACGCGUAAUCAGAUGGUUAACAUGGGCUGCGUUCUUUGGCUGCAUAGGUUGUGUCCUUCAUUUCACCAACGUGAUCCCCGUCAACAAGAAACUAUGGUCACUAUCAUUUGUAUUUGUGACCACAUCUUUCUCCCUGGCCUUUCUCUCCGCAUGCUACUUGCUGGUGGAUGUCGUCAAAGUGUGGAACGGUGGACCUUUCCGAAUCCCUGGUAUGAAUGCAUUACUGCUGUACAUUGGCCACAUGAUGUGCUACCAAAAUUUCCCUUUUCAUUGGAGCAUCGCUAGCAUGGAAAGCCGAGCACUCCGUUUAUGCGAGGCCAUUUGGGGCGCUGGAUUAUGGGCUGUCAUUGCGUACAUCAUGCACGCGAAACGCACUUACAUCACUCUGUGAUAAUGUACUUUCAACACAUUUUAUAUGCAUAUUGUAUUUAUCUUUAUGCAAAUGAAGAGGAUGAUCGAAGGUUGUAAAUGACAGAGGAGAAUAGACUGAUUUGAAAUGAGGAUUAAAGUGAACUUUACAAAUAAUUUAUUUUACACAACUUACAUAAAUAUAGCACAAUGAUAAGAUCGAGGUAACGUGACGAGGUAUCGGUGCGAAUACACGUUCGCGUCGAUUCCUUUCUUUCUCGAGAGGAUGGCGAAACAGGGAAUCAUCGCGACCAGUCGCCGAUUCAGUUCAAUUUUGCAAUUAGCAGAGGGAGAAACCAGUCGCGAGAUUCGACACAGUGAAUAUCGUUAGCCGUCGAUCGUUCGAACGAUCGAUCGAUCUCCCUAAGGAUCUUCAUGUUCUAACAAUAUGCACACACCGUGGGAUUAGAAGGGAAGAAGAAAAGGAGUGAAGAGAAAAGAAAGUGGCAGAGGAAAGACGAAACCUAUACGGGGAGCAACAAAUACGAUGGCGUGACGUGAAAAAAAAAAAAAAAAA
This is a messenger RNA of Heterotrigona itama, 3066 nucleotides long. The record is from the annotation of a GenBank genome assembly. Lineage: Eukaryota; Metazoa; Arthropoda; Insecta; Hymenoptera; Apidae.